Messenger RNA from Myxocyprinus asiaticus (Chinese sucker), 2182 nucleotides. Its product is annotated as growth hormone receptor-like. Gene Ontology annotation, biological process: cytokine-mediated signaling pathway. Gene Ontology annotation, cellular component: external side of plasma membrane. Lineage: Eukaryota; Metazoa; Chordata; Actinopteri; Cypriniformes; Catostomidae. The transcript is spliced from 9 exons. Gene Ontology annotation, molecular function: protein binding; cytokine receptor activity. The record is from RefSeq and is a predicted model, not a curated record. The coding region runs from base 429 to 2159 and encodes 576 amino acids.
UGUUUGUUUAAAGACUAGUUGUGAGAAAAUUGGCAAUGUGACGCUCUUUAGGGCGGAGUGCCAUGUCCAUUUAUUUCUCGAAUGCGAAAGUGUACAUGCAUGAAACAGAUUAGUGACCCUACGCAGAGUGCUUCAAGGAUAGGUGACGCCCUUCUUCGAAUGUGCCCUAAACUGUUGUAGUUUUGGAGCGAGAUAUCCCAGAGUGUUAGCCGAGGUCCUGACGGAUCAGUGCAGGGCACUUUAGGCAACGCCGCAGGCUCUCUUACGAUAGAUGUUUAUACAAUAGAACAACGAUGGAAAUGUAACCACACUGUGCGAAAACUAUCAUGCGAGAAAGUCAAGGUUCCAGGAGGAAUACUUCAAUAGAAAAGUUCUGGAUCUACGAAUCUAAAUCGUACUCUUAGAAAAGGGACUGUACCUUGGAGACCAUGCUUUUCAUCUGUAUUUUGUUCAUCAGUGCUGUGGCAACACAAGUGCAAGGCCAGACAUCCACUCUGCCUCACCUGACUGGCUGCUUUUCUCGAGAACUAAUGACUUUUCAUUGCCAAUGGGAGACUGGAUCUCUCCAGAACCUCACAGAUCCUGGAGAUCCAAGACUUUUCUACAUAUUAGAAAAGGAUUCCAAGAAAAAUGAGAGAAAAUGGAGUGAAUGUCCAAGUUACAGCUCCUCAAAGACGAAUGAAUGCUACUUUAAUUCCAGCAAUACCAUUAUUUGGUACCCUUACAGGAUCCAAUUACGUUCACGCUCUCUUGAUUUUGUUUACGAUGAAAUGUCCUUCAAUGUGGAAGAUAUUGUGUUUCCAGACCCGCCUGUGGGACUCAACUGGACACUUUUAAGUAUGAGCUCAUCUGGCUUAAUCUGUGAUGUGGUUGUGAGCUGGGAGCCACCCCCCUCGGCAGCAGAGAAUGUGAAGACAGGAUGGAUGUUGUUGGUGUAUGAGACACAGUACAGAGAAAAGGGUUCAGACCAGUGGAACUCACUAGAGAAUGGCAAAGAAACGCAGGCAUAUAUCUAUGGUCUGCGCAGCAACACUGAAUAUGAGAUCAGAGUGAGGUCAAAAAUGAGAGGUUACAAUUAUGGUGACUUCAGUGACUCCAUCUUCAUACUCAUUCUUGACAAAGAAUCAAGAGUUCCUAUUACAGCUGUGCUCAUCUUUGCUGCUGUUGGUGUUGGGAUUAUCUUGAUGCUGGUUGUAGUUUCACGUCAACAAAAGCUAAUGGUGAUAUUCCUACCACCUGUCCCUGUACCAAAAAUCAAAGGGAUUGACCCAGUUCUUUUACAGAAAGGCCAACUGAGUGAAUUUACAUCAAUCUUAGGCACCCACCCAGGCUUGCGCCCGGAACUGUAUAGCAGUGAUCCAUGGGUCGAGUUUAUAGAGGUGGACUUCGAUGAACCACAUGAGAGUCAGGAGGAGCUCCUCAUUGCUGACUCUCCGGUCUCUGACUCACUGCAAAUGUCCAGUGGUUUCAGGGAUGAUGACUCAGGUCGGGCUAGCUGUUGUGACCCAGACCUGUCAGAUCAUGAUCAAACAGAUCUUCAUCAGUCUUUAGUCAGUGGACAUGAUGGUUUCCACCCCCUGUCUCGUGCUCACUCUGGUACACCACAGCCUGCAGCUGUCGUUCCACAAGACACAACUUGGACUAACAGCCUAUACUCACAGGUCAGUGAUGUUACACAGCGUGGUGAAGUAAUGCUUUCUCCAGAGGAACAAGAAAUGCUCUGCAACACCAGGUGUCAUAAUGAGCCUCUUAAAGAUAAUGAAAACAAUAAGAGGAAGGAACUUCAGCAGUUGGUGGUGAUCCCUGAUGAAAGAGGCUACACCUCCGAGCUUGUUGCCAGUGUAAUCAGCGACCAACACAGCCAACCUACAACAGACUAUUCUCUCUGCACAGAACAGGGUCAAGAAAAACACAGUGCAUUCAGAGAACUUCAAAAUAUGAGCACUAAGACAGACACUUCACUUCACCUGUCCACAGCAUUUGCCAUUCUUGCAAAGCCUACCAAUCCAGAGUACACCAUGGUGGAUGGAGUGGAUUGGAAAAACAGUCUCUUCCUGAAACCAAAUACACAAAUUGCCCCACAAGCAAAAGCAGUGCUAAAAACUUGGCCUACUCCUGAAGGAUACUUGACUCCUGAGCUACUAAGCAACCUUAACUAAAAGUGGAGGACUUUCUCAGGAAG